AUGUCUUCCAGCUCUGAAAGCACUCUCAGAUCGAUUCAUGGGAACACUGGCGCUCAACGGGCAACUCGACAGGACGCAUUUUUCGGUACAAAAGCAGUCGCAACAGGGCGCCAGAGCAACCGACAGUCCUCACCACUCCUGCGACUACCACAUGAGGUUUGGGACAAUAUUGUUGAGCUUGCAGUCUUGAAGGACCGUGAGCUCUUGAUCAAGGUCACCGGGUUUUGCCCUCCUGCCCUGCACUUGACAUCCCACCAACUUCGCGAUGAGACAGCGCAGAUCUGGUUGGCGAAGGACAUUUCUAUGCUUUAUGGUGGAUCCGAGAAGAUUUUGCAGCAGUUACUUCACCCGGGACAUCCUCAUUUCAACGCUCUCGGUGAAGAAGAAGAAUAUAAUUAG
This is a messenger RNA of Lecanosticta acicola, 399 nucleotides long. The record is from the annotation of a GenBank genome assembly. Lineage: Eukaryota; Fungi; Ascomycota; Dothideomycetes; Mycosphaerellales; Mycosphaerellaceae.